GUACGGCAUUGUGGUCCGAUAUUCUAUAAGACGCAGCCAUUGGAAUCCGCCCUUGAAAUUGAGUGACGUUCCUAAUCUUAAACUUGCCACUAUACCUGCAUUAUAGCCUCGUUUAUAUUUCAUCAAAUACGACCACAAUGGCUGAGCGAGGGACAUCCGCCAUGGCGACACCCAAGCCUGCCACGUUCCUCACCAUACCGCCAGAGCUGCACCUUCACAUAAUCAAGCUUCUGGAUGCCACCUCGCUCGUGCGAUUGGGUCUCUCACUCCCAACAGGAUAUGGCUUCAUUUGGACCGAGAUCCAGAAGAGAGCCAGAAUCGGUGCCCUCCCGUCUCAGGAAAUCUACGACAAGCGCAUAUGGUAUGGGGACAACGGUGAGUUACAAAUCCAUCGCUUCGCUGGAGAUGCCGAGUGGAGGAGAUCCAUCCGUGAGCCUCUUGCGGAAGCUGUUUGCACUGGCGACAUCGGAGUUGUCAGAUUCUGCCUGGAAGCCGGGAUUAAUGCCAACUCAAUUGACCUGGACGCAGUCCCAAUGCUUCAUCUCUCCAUCCGGGAACGCCAGUAUCAUAUAAUAGAGCUCCUGCUACAGCACAAUGCUGACCCAAACGUUGUUGGUCCAACAACGGGGCAGAUGGCAUUGGAUUAUGCGGUGGGUGGGCCCCGUGGCUCGCCUAACUGGGUUCUUGAGAUACUGCUAGCGGCCGGGGCCAGGUUCGUUCACGACUCCACCUUUAUUAUCUGCUGCACUCAAAGCUGGGGGCCGGCCUUUUUUCGACUGGCCGCCAAGAAUGGAGCGGAGAUACUGCCGAAGGCUCCUGAUUGUGAUUUCAGACUGCAGGCUGCGUAUAAGCUUGCGCGCGUAGAAGUGAUCGAUUGCCUAUUUGACCUGAGACCGAAUCUGGUGGCUGCGCGUCAUAAAGGAUUGUCUGCGCUUGACAUGGCGCUCAUGUAUGGAAGGGAAGAUGUUGCGGUCUCCCUUGUUCGCAGAGGUACACCGCUAGACACCAGUGCAGAAAAGCAAUUGACCCUUGCUAUGCGCUAUGGACAUACGAAACUUGUCCGGGAGCUUUUGAGGCAUGGCCAGCUGGCGAAACAAUGCCCGACAUGUAAAUGUGCUGCCAUUGACCUGUCGGAAGAACGCAGGCGGGAAGCAUCUAGAAUGACCAGCAGUAAACAGCGUUGGCUCAAAAUGAUAUCAUAG
This is a messenger RNA of Aspergillus uvarum CBS 121591, 1202 nucleotides long. Its product is annotated as ankyrin repeat domain-containing protein. The record is from RefSeq and is a predicted model, not a curated record. NCBI's taxonomy places the organism in Eukaryota, Fungi, Ascomycota, Eurotiomycetes, Eurotiales, Aspergillaceae. Gene Ontology annotation, molecular function: protein binding. The transcript has a single exon. Bases 138 to 1202 code for a protein of 354 amino acids.